This is a messenger RNA of Glarea lozoyensis ATCC 20868, 1317 nucleotides long. Its product is annotated as Cytochrome P450. Gene Ontology annotation, molecular function: monooxygenase activity; heme binding; iron ion binding. The coding region runs from base 1 to 1317 and encodes 438 amino acids. Lineage: Eukaryota; Fungi; Ascomycota; Leotiomycetes; Helotiales; Helotiaceae. The record is from RefSeq and is a predicted model, not a curated record. The transcript has 4 exons.
AUGCGGGUUGGACCAACGACGCUCAGUCUCGCGGAUCCAUCAUAUAUCCAAAAGAUAUACGGGGCAGGCCAUGGGUUCGAUAAGAGCGCAUUUUACCAUCCUUUCCAAGCCAAGGUUCAAAACCAAAUUGGCUACAACCUCUUCACAUCACGAGAUCCUCAAUUUCAUGCCAGCAUCAAGCGACCUGUUGCAGAUGCUUACGGUGCUAAAUCAAUGAUAGAAUAUGAACCAUUUGUAGAUUCUUGCAUUGUCAAGUUUGUUCGAAGGCUUACUGAAGAGUUUGCUACGAAGCAAAGAUUACCAUGCGAUCUCGGUUCAUGGUUUCAGUACUUUGCUUUCGAUGCGAUCGCCGAGAUGACGAUGGGCCAGUCGUUUGAAUUUCUCGAUAAAGGACUCGACGUAAAUAAUAUGAUUCACCUUCUCGACGCACGUUUGGAUCUUAUCGCACCGCGCUCACAAAUGCCUUGGAUUGACUGGAUCUUCGAGAAAAAUCCUAUCGUGAGCUUGUUCAAACAGAAAAGCUCGUCCUUCUUCAUCUUCGCUAGCCGGCUGGUCCAAGAGCGUGCACAACAGCUUAAAAUACUAAAGAAAGAGGGCAAAUCUUCAGGAGCUCGUCUCUUCAUCGAUCGCUUUCUAGAAGCGCAACAGAAGCAUCCCGACGUAGUCGAUAAUCGGGCAGUGGGGAUCUACACGACGAGCAAUAUCGUCGCAGGAUCUGAUACGAUAGCAAUAGUGCUGCGGACUAUAAUGUACAUGGUUCUCCGCAACCCAGACGUGCUGAGGAAACUUUUAGAGGAGCUGGAUGGAGCGCAACUCAGCGUUCCUGUGACCUGGGAAGAGUCGCAGAAACUACCUUAUACUUCAGCCGUGAUUAAUGAAGCGCUACGAAUACAUCCACCUGUGGGAUUCGGUCUUGAACGUGUUGUACCCGAGGGCGGCCUCUUACUGGAUGAUGGAGCAAAUAUCCCACAGGGAGUUCAGGUGAGCAUGAACGCAUGGGUUUUGCAUCAAAACCCGAUAUUUGGAGCGGAUACUACGAGCUUUAAGCCAGAACGUUGGUUGAGGGACGAGAGUGAAACAGAGAGUGACUACCAAGACCGAGUCGCGGCAAUGAAAAAGGCAUGGUUACCAUUUGGGCAUGGGUCACGAGCUUGUAUGGGAAAGCAUAUUAGUUAUUUGGAGAUGUAUAAGCUAGUGCCGACGAUGUUUUUGGAACUUGAAUUUGAGCUUUGUGGGGGAGUGGAAAAGAAGUGGAAGACAAGGAAUAGCUGGUUCGUGAGGCAGUGGGACAUGGAUUGUUAUAUCAAGAAGAGAUAG